Eimeria tenella is the source of this 555-nucleotide messenger RNA. RefSeq lists its product as uncharacterized. The transcript has a single exon. The record is from RefSeq and is a predicted model, not a curated record. The coding region runs from base 1 to 555 and encodes 184 amino acids. NCBI's taxonomy places the organism in Eukaryota, Apicomplexa, Conoidasida, Eucoccidiorida, Eimeriidae.
AUGCGCAACUCCCCAGCACCCUCAGCAGCAGCAGCAGCAGCAGCAGCAGCAGCAGCAGCAGCAGGACUCUGGGGCAGGGCUCGCAGGCGGUGUCCUGGGAGCGGCGCAAGACGUCGUAAGGAUUCAUUUUGCUGCCAGCAGGACAAGCUGAAGGAGCUUUUGCUGCAGGGGGACAGAAGUAGCCGGGGGGACACUUGUGGGGUGCUGCUGCUAAAAGGGGACAGUAGAAGCCACCGGGGCAGGCCGCAGCAGCAGCAGCAGCAGCAGCACAGUAGUGCCCCGGCGGACACGGGAGGGGCCCCGGGGCCCCCGCGGGACAGUAGUACCCUUCGGGACACGGGAGGGACAAAUCUGCUGUCCCCAACGCCCCACAAAACACGCCUCCUGCAGCAGCAGCAGCAGCAGCAGCAGCAGCAGCAGCAGCGACAUUGUCGGCAUCGUCGUCAGCAGCAGCAGCAGCAGCGUUAUCGGCAUCGUCGUCGUCGGCAGCAGCAGCAGGAGCAGCGGCAGCACCAGCAUCAUCACCAGCAGCACCGCCAUCUUCACCACCAGUAG